CAAACUGUGGUGGCGGCCUAUCGCCCACAUGUCGUGUUCUCAGGAGCAGGGAGAUAGUAGACGAUCAUGGAGAAGGUACUCAAGUAUUUGCCUUUCGUGUCAGCCUUUGUCCUCGUAGCAGGUCAGGGGAGCUGUCCCCCCGGGUACGUCUCACACAGCGAGUCCUGCUACAAGAUGUUCCCCCUGGCUGCCACGUGGCCCGAAUCUGUGGUAUUCUGCAAAACCUUUGGUGCGAAACUUGCCAUGAUAACGGACCAACAGGAACAGGAUUUUGUGGAGAACUACAUCAAUGGACUGCACAAUAGCCACCUGACGCUGGACAUUUGGCUUGGUGGGUCCGACCUCCUGGUGAACCAGGAGUGGAUGUGGACCAACACCAUGGACCAUAUACAGUACAGCAACUGGAAACCCGGGGAGCCAAACAACGUCGGCAGUGGCACCUCCGUCACUGAGGACUGCUUGGCGCUCAUGACUUCAGAUAACUACCAGUGGAACGACGCUCCCUGCACAGACCGAAUGUUCUUCCUCUGUGAGAUAGAGUUGAAUUCAAAUCCUAUUGGGUAGCAAACACAUCCACACAGAGUAUUCACAGGAAUGUAAUUUUCUGUACUUUUCAAAUAAAUCGUGUUUGAAUUUG
Molecule: messenger RNA, 637 nt
Organism: Haliotis rufescens (red abalone)
Lineage: Eukaryota; Metazoa; Mollusca; Gastropoda; Lepetellida; Haliotidae
Product: perlucin-like protein
Exons: 5
Coding region: 67-564 (165 amino acids)
Molecular function (GO): signaling receptor activity
Source: RefSeq, a predicted model, not a curated record